AUGGGUACAUGUAUGUCAACACAUUCAAAAAGCAUUAGGCCAUGGAGGAGGAAAGGCCGUCGCAGAUUUUCCAAACACAUUUCUAAAGUCUCUGAUGCCAUCUCUCAUCCAAAGAUUAGACGGGCAAGUGAUGUCGGAAUCGAAGCCGCUUUCGAUGUUUAUCAAAACGAUGCUUGGUAUGAUUCGAUAAGUAUGUUUUCUGACUCGGAUGAUGAAUUUAUCAGCCUACAUGAAGCUGAUAAUAUUUGGUCAGAGAAUGGUGAAGUCGUUCAGUUUGAGGCUUCUUCAUGCAUUGUUGAUGCCAAAGGAAAUUAUGAAGAAUACCAUGAGAGUUAUUUGAAGAUUGAUAGCUGUUGUAAAACCGAAAAGUUUAUGAGCAAAGGUUCAUACAAAGAUCUUACUGGUUUGUCGGUUAUCACUGGGAACAACAAGAAGAAACUAUCGGAUCAUACUGUUGGAAGCUUCAAAAAUUUGAAGGAACAGAAACGCAACUCUCAAGAGAAAGCAUUGAAACCUAACUUGAGCCGGUUGAUACCAACGGUUAGUUUCAACGACAAGACUUUACACUCUCCUACAUCUCAGAAAAGAAAGUCUGCAGUUUACCGGCUUUCAUUCAAGAGGACAUCAUGCGAUGGUGAGGACGUCUUCGAGCAUAGGUCGUCCAAGAGCUUCUUAUACCGUCCAAAAGCUGGAUUCACGGUUCCUUGUUUAGCCAAAGAGAAGCAACAAUCCUCAGGAACUUGGUGUGAGAUACCACCUUCAAAUUUUAAACUUCGUGGCGAAACAUAUUUCAAAGAUAAACGGAAGACACCAGCUCCAAACCAAUGUCCAUACACUCCUAUUGGUGUUGACCUGUUUGUGUGUCCAAAGAAGAUUGAUCAUAUCGCUCAAUACAUUGAACUUCCCAACGUCAAAGUCGAGUCCAAGCUCCCUGCUCUUUUGAUUGUCAACAUUCAGUUGCCAACUUAUCCAGCCGCAAUGUUUCUCGGUGAUACUAAUGGAGAAGGCAUGAGCAUUGUCCUUUACUUCAAAUUACGUGAAGAUUACGAGAACGAAAUCUCUCAGCAAUACCAAGACAGCAUCAAGGGUCCUAAUUACUUUGAGAUUGACUUGGACGUUCAUCGGUUUAGUUUCAUAUCAAGAAAAGGGCUUGAGGCAUUUCGAGAUCGACUUAAAAAUGGAACUCUUGAUCUUGGCUUAGCUAUCCAGGCUCAAAAACAAGAAGAGUUACCAGAAAAAGUCUUAUGCUGUAUAAGGCUGAGCAAAAUUGACUUCGUUGAUCAUGGCCAAAUCCCAACGCUUUUAAUCCCUGAUAAAGGUGAAUCUCUUGAUUGA
Molecule: messenger RNA, 1335 nt
Organism: Eruca vesicaria subsp. sativa (arugula)
Lineage: Eukaryota; Viridiplantae; Streptophyta; Magnoliopsida; Brassicales; Brassicaceae
Source: the annotation of a GenBank genome assembly